AUGGAAACCACGCUCCUCCGGGUCCGGGGCAAUGGCCGCCUCCUGCCCUUCUUCCUUCUCUUGCUCGCUGCCGCCGAUUUCACGGCGGUGCAGGGCCAGCAGGGGCAGCAGCAGCAAGGGCCAUACCCGCAGAGCUUCAGCCCGUCCAUGGCCAUCGUCAUCGUCGUGCUCAUCGCCGCCUUCUUCUUCCUCGGCUUCUUCUCCAUCUACGUCCGCCACUGCUUCGGCGACGGCUCGGGCGGCGGCUACUCCGCGAAUAACCCGGCGGCUCCCAACGGCGCAGCCGCGCGCUCGCGGCGCCAGCAGCGCGGGCUCGACGCGGCCGUGCUGGAGUCCUUCCCGACCAUGGCGUACGCCGACGUGAAGGCGCACAAGGCCGGCAAGGGCGCGCUCGAGUGCGCGGUCUGCCUCAGCGAGUUCGACGACGACGAGACGCUGCGCCUGCUGCCCAAGUGCUCCCACGUCUUCCACCCGGACUGCAUCGACACGUGGCUCGCCUCGCACGUCACCUGCCCCGUCUGCCGCGCCAACCUCGUCCCCGGCGCCGACGACAACGCCCAGCCGGCCGACGACGAUGCGCCUGAGCUGCAGCUGCCGCCGGCGGCUCCCGCGCAGGAGCUGCCGUCGCCCACAGCCGCGCCGCCAGCGGCUGCUGCUGCGGUGGUCAUUGACGUGGAGGAGACAGAGGAGGAGAGGAUCAUCAGAGAGGAGACCGACGAGCUGAUGCGCAUCGGCAGCGUGAAGCGCGCGCUGCGCUCCAAGUCCGGCCGCGCGCCCGCACGGUUCCCGCGCUCGCACUCCACAGGGCACUCGCUCGCAGUCGCAGCGUCUGCCACCACCGGCACCGGCACCGGCGCCGGCGCCGGCACCGAGAGGUUCACGCUGCGUCUGCCCGACCACGUGCUCCGGGACCUCGCCGCGGCGGGGAAGCUCCAGCGCACCACGAGCCUAGUCGCGUUCCGCUCCAGCCGCGGCGGCAGCACGCGCCGUGGCGUCAGCGUCAGGACUGGGGCCGGCGGCGGCGAAGGCAGCAGCCGCGCCGGGAGGAGCAUCCGGCUGGGCCAGUCAGGGCGGUGGCCGUCGUUCCUGGCGCGGACGUUCUCCACGAGGCUUCCCGCAUGGGGGUCGCGGUCGACGCGGAGGGGCGCCGAGACGGACGGGUCGAGCAAGGGCGGCAGGGCGGCCGGCGUCGCCGGCGCAACAGGCGCCAAGUCAGUGGAACAGGACGACCAGGCGUGCGCGCCUGGACAACGUGUUUGA
Messenger RNA from Miscanthus lutarioriparius, 1260 nucleotides. The record is from the annotation of a GenBank genome assembly. NCBI's taxonomy places the organism in Eukaryota, Viridiplantae, Streptophyta, Magnoliopsida, Poales, Poaceae.